Molecule: messenger RNA, 751 nt
Organism: Apus apus (common swift)
Lineage: Eukaryota; Metazoa; Chordata; Aves; Apodiformes; Apodidae
Gene: NDUFB9
Product: NADH:ubiquinone oxidoreductase subunit B9
Exons: 4
Coding region: 1-633 (210 amino acids)
Biological process (GO): mitochondrial electron transport, NADH to ubiquinone
Source: RefSeq, a predicted model, not a curated record
AUGGCGGCGGCCGGGGCGGGAGGCGCCUGCGCGGCCGCGGCUCCCCCGGGGCUCCCCCCGCUUCCCGGCAGCCGCCGCGCCGGGCGGGGCGGGGCGGGGCGGGGAGGGAUGGCGGCCUUCCUGACGCACCGGCAGAAGGUGCUGCGGCUCUACAAGAAGUCCCUGCGGCACCUGGAGUCCUGGUGCAUCUACCGGGACAAGUACCGCUACUUCGCGGUCCUCCUGAGAGACCGAUUCGAUAAGAACAAGGAUGUGAAGGAUAUGGUGAAAGCUACGGAGCUGCUGAGGGCAGGCGAGGAGGAGUUCUGGGCUUACCAGCACCCGCAGCCCUACCUCUUCCCUGACUCCCCGGGGGGCACUGCCUAUGAGAGAUACGAAUGCUACAAGAUUCCUGAGUGGUGCUUGGAUUUCUGGCAUCCCUCUGAGAAGGCCAUGUAUCCUGAUUACUUUGCCAAGCGGGAGCAGUGGAAGAAGCUGCAGAGGGAAAGCUGGGCUCAAGAGCUGAAGCAGUUAGAAGAAGAAACUCCAGUUGAUGGCCCAAGAACUGAAGCUUUGCCCCCAGCUCGGAAGCAAGGGCAGCUGCCCCCGCUGUGGUGGCACUAUGUCACCAGGCCUAAGGAAAUCCCCAUGUAAAGCCUUGUUUCAUGGGAGAACUGGAGUGGUCUGUCCUCUGUAGGCAGUAGACAUGUCAGUGGCUGCAUGCUACUCUGAGAAAUAGAAAAUAAAGCCAAAUAAAGUAUAACUGAGAGCA